AUAUUAUGACAGAUUUCAAUUUGUAAAAACUAUACGGUGGUGUUAAAAUGUGAAAAUAAAAAUUUUGAUAAGAAAAACAUUGCAAAAAUAGUUGAUAACUCACCAUUCAUCCACAAUCUUGUACGAAAAUAUCCAUUGAGAGAAAGAGUCUGCAAAAUGGAGUUCUAUGGUGAAGAUUUCGAGGGUGAGAGUAGUGUGGGGACCCGGGAGCAAAAACCUCGGAUCCUCCUCAUGGGACUCAGGCGAUCUGGGAAGAGUUCCAUCCAGAAAGUCGUCUUUCACAAGAUGUCUCCGAAUGAAACUCUGUUCUUGGAAUCUACCAAUAAAAUUGUCAAGGAUGACAUCAACAAUAGUAGCUUUGUGCAAUUCCAAAUCUGGGAUUUUCCCGGUCAGAUUGAUUUUUUUGAGCCUACCUUUGAUUCUGAUAUGAUCUUCGGUGGCUGUGGAGCUUUGGUGUUUGUCAUUGAUGCCCAGGAUGAGUUCUCUGAGGCUCUCACGAAGCUCAAUCAGACUGUCACGAAGGCGUACAAGGUGAACCCUCGGAUUAAAUUUGAGGUGUUCAUACACAAAGUGGACGGCGUUAGUGAUGACUUCAAGAUGGAAUCACAGAGGGAUAUUCAUCAGCGAGCUACGGAUGAUUUGGCAGACGCUGGAUUGGAUCAGAUCCAUCUCAGCUUUCAUCUCACUUCUAUUUAUGACCAUUCGAUCUUUGAGGCAUUCAGUAAAGUGGUGCAGAAGCUCAUUCCACAGCUGCCGACCCUUGAGAAUCUCCUGAAUAUCCUCAUUUCCAAUUCGGGCAUCGAGAAAGCCUUUCUGUUUGAUGUUGUUUCGAAGAUUUACAUCGCUACUGAUGCCUCUCCUGUGGACAUGCAGAGCUAUGAACUCUGCUGCGAUAUGAUCGAUGUAGUGAUAGAUCUUUCCUGUAUCUACGGACUCCAAGGAAGCAACGAAAUUGCCGCAUUUGACAAUCAAAGUUCUAGCCUCAUUAAACUCAAUAAUAGCACGAUCCUGUAUCUCCGGGAGGUGAAUAAAUUCCUAGCUUUGGUCUGCAUCCUGCGAGAGGACAACUUCAGUCGUCAAGGUGUAAUAGAUUACAAUUUUUUGUGCUUCCGGGAGGCAAUAGAGAGGGUGUUUGAGCUGAGGCUGAAGCAUCAAAAAAGCCUGCAUCUGACGCAUGAUGAUGAUUUUCUCGAUCCCGCCAUCGUUACCAACGGCCGGACUCAGAUGAAUGCUUCCGAUGGGGAGUCAGUUGAUGUUAUUGUCACAUAAUUUGCGCCAUCAGUUUUUCCUGAACUGCUCUUUUGUUAAAUCCACAAGAAAUAAAAAAAAGUUAAUAGAACGGAAA
Messenger RNA from Phlebotomus papatasi, 1345 nucleotides. RefSeq names its product ras-related GTP-binding protein C (gene RagC-D). The record is from RefSeq and is a predicted model, not a curated record. Gene Ontology annotation, cellular component: Gtr1-Gtr2 GTPase complex; lysosome; nucleus. The transcript has 2 exons. Gene Ontology annotation, molecular function: GTPase activity; GTP binding. The coding region runs from base 157 to 1269 and encodes 370 amino acids. Gene Ontology annotation, biological process: regulation of autophagy; positive regulation of TOR signaling; cellular response to amino acid stimulus. Lineage: Eukaryota; Metazoa; Arthropoda; Insecta; Diptera; Psychodidae.